Molecule: messenger RNA, 3760 nt
Organism: Scophthalmus maximus (turbot)
Lineage: Eukaryota; Metazoa; Chordata; Actinopteri; Pleuronectiformes; Scophthalmidae
Gene: myo1hb
Product: myosin IHb
Exons: 31
Coding region: 90-3266 (1058 amino acids)
Biological process (GO): vesicle transport along actin filament; actin filament organization
Cellular component (GO): vesicle; actin cytoskeleton; microvillus
Molecular function (GO): microfilament motor activity; actin filament binding; ATP binding
Source: RefSeq, a predicted model, not a curated record
CCUCAAUAAAAGCAGCUGUUUAGUUCAGAAAAGGCCCAGAGGCACAUGCAUCAAGGACCUUCGCGAGCCUGGACGAGCGGUGUAACCGGAUGCUGAGGAACAUGGAGGCCUCCCUGACGGCCCGGGAUCGCGUGGGCAUCCAGGAUUUUGUUCUCUUGGACGCCUACACGAGUGAGACUGCCUUCCUGGACAACCUGAAGAAGCGCUUCCAUGAGAAUCUCAUUUACACCUACAUUGGGACUCUCCUGGUGUCGGUCAAUCCGUAUAAAGAGUUAGACAACUACAGCAAGAAGCAAAUGGAUACCUACAUGGGAGUUAACUUCUUUGAGCUGCCACCUCAUAUUUAUGCUCUGGCAGACAACGUCUUCCGUACGAUGCUGUCCGAGUUCAACAACCACUUCAUCCUGAUCUCAGGGGAGAGUGGGGCCGGCAAGACCGAGGCCUCCAAGAAAAUCCUUCAGUACUACGCUGUGAGCUGCCCGAGUACCAGACUCCUAAACAACAUUCGAGACAGACUACUCCUCUCCAAUCCAGUGCUUGAGGCUUUUGGAAAUGCCAAAACCCUGAAGAAUGACAACUCAAGCCGCUUUGGGAAAUACAUGGACAUCCAGUUUGACCACCAGGGUGGCGCAGUCGGUGGCCACAUCCUCAGCUACCUGCUGGAGAAGUCCCGCGUGGUCCACCAGAACCACGGAGAGAGAAACUUUCACAUCUUCUAUCAGCUGGUGGACGGAGGGGAGGACGAUCUUCUCCGCUGGCUCGGCCUUCAGAGGAACUGCCAGCACUACAGUUAUCUGGUGCAGGGGGACUGUGCCAAAGUUAGCUCUAUCAACGAUAAAAGUGAUUGGAGGACGGUGCGAAAAGCCCUCUCUGUCAUAGAGUUCACUGAGAGCGAUAUUGAGCACCUGUUUGGAAUCAUCGCGAGUGUCCUCCACCUGGGUAACAUCAAGUUUGAGGCAGAUGUUCGAGGAUAUGCCACUCUCGACAACAACCAGGAGAUGCACUGGGUGUCAAAGUUACUGGGGAUUCCUGCUCAGGUGCUACAACAGGGCUUAACCCACAGGAAGAUUGAAGCCAAAACGGAAGAGGUGCUCAGUCCCUUCUCCGUGGACCAUGCAGUAUAUGCCAGGGAUGCCCUUGCCAAAGCCAUCUAUGGCCGCACUUUCAACUGGCUGGUCAACAAGGUCAAUGAGUCUUUAGCUAACAAGGAUUCCUCCAGAAAGACAGUGAUUGGUCUGUUGGACAUCUACGGGUUUGAGGUUUUCAACGUGAACAGCUUUGAGCAGUUUUGCAUCAACUAUUGCAACGAGAAGCUGCAGCAGCUUUUCAUCCGGCUGACCCUCAAAUCAGAGCAGGAGGAGUACGAGAUGGAAGGAAUCGAAUGGGAACCAGUGCCAUAUUUCAACAACAAGAUCAUAUGUGACCUUGUGGAGGAGAAAUACAGAGGAAUCAUCUCACUUUUGGACGAGGAAUGUUUACGUCCCGGAGAAGCCACAGAUCUCACCUUCCUGGAGAAGAUGGAGGAAAAGAUCGGCGGUCACCCGCAUUUCGUCACACAUAAACUUGCGGACCAAAAGACGAGGAAAACACUGGACAGAGGAGACUUCCGCCUCUUGCACUACGCUGGGGAAGUUACCUAUUGUGUUGUUGGAUUCUUGGACAAAAACAAUGAUCUCUUGUAUCGAAAUGGAAAAGAGGUCAUGCGACAGUCCAAAAAUGCCAUCAUCAGGCACUGUUUCCCCUCCACUGAGCCGGACAGCAAGAGGAGACCUGAAACUGUGGUGACUCAGUUUAAGAGCAGCCUAGUGGGCUUGACAGAGAUCCUGAUGUCCAAAGAGCCCUGGUACGUCCGCUGCAUUAAACCCAACGAAGCCAAGCAGCCAGGGCGCUUUGAUGACGUGUUGGUGAGGCAUCAGGUGAAGUACCUGGGGCUGAUGGAGCACCUGAGGGUCAGGCGCGCUGGAUUUGCUUACCGCCGCAAAUACGAGAUCUUCCUGCAGAGGUAUAAGCCUCUGUGUCCUGACACCUGGCCCAACUGGAAAGGUACGGCAGCAGAAGGCGUGCGGUGUCUGAUCAAACACCUGGGCUACAAAUCGAAUGAGUACAAGAUGGGCAGGACGAAAAUCUUCAUCCGCCACCCCAGAACUCUGUUUGCAACCGAAGACGCCUUUCAGGUCUGCAAACAUAAGCUCGGUGAGAUGUUGUUCUGUAAACCAAUUUGUAAUGCGGAGGACAGCACCAGAAACCUCUUCAGGGUGAAACUGUUGACUGUUACUGUUGCAGCGACAAGGAUUCAGGCCAAGUACAAAGGCUACAGAGUGAAAGGAGACUACCUGAAACAGAAAGAAGCCGCCACUAGGAUUGAGACUUGCUGGAGAGGCCUGAUGGCCAGAAAGGAGCGAGAAAAGAGAUCUUGGGCUGUCAAGGUCAUCAAGAAGUUCAUCAAAGGUUUCAUGACCAGAAAUCAGCCAGCCUGCUCUGAAAACACAGAGUACCUGGCGUAUGUGAGGCAGAACUACCUCACGCGGCUCAAGGAAAACCUUCCCAAAACGGUCCUGGAGAAAGACUCUUGGCUCACCCCUCCCCCUAUAAUGCAGGAGGUGUCCAAGCUCUUGAAGCAGAUCUACAUUCGCCUCAUGGUAAAGAAGUACGUUCGAGGAAUCACUCCACAGAGAAAAGCACAGCUUCUGUUAAAAUUGCAGACGAGCUCCAUGUUCAAAGGAAAGAAAGAGAACUACCCGUUCAGUGUGUGCCGACCGUUCCUGGACACCAGGAUCAGCAUAGAGGACAUAAACAUCAAAGUGCUUCAGAUGAUACUGCACGAGCAAGUCAAGUACAGCGUACCAGUGGUCAAGUAUGACCGGAACGGGUUCAGGCCUCGUCUGCGGCAGCUCAUCUUCAGCCUGGAGGCCGCAUACCUGGUAGAAGAGGCCAAGAUCAAGCAGCGGAUAGAUUACAGUUUUCUGAAAGGUGUGUCCGUAAGCAACCUGAGCGACAACUUCCUGAUCCUUCAUGUCACAUGUGACGAUACAAAGAAAAAGGGGGAUCUGGUUCUGCAGUGUGACUACCUGUUUGAGGCCCUGACCAAGCUGUGUGUUAUUGCCAACAAGCAGAACUGCUUCAAAGUGGUCCAGGGCAGCAUACGAUUUGACAUCCAGCCCGGCAGAGAGGGGUUUGUGGACUUCAAGAGUGGUCAGGAGUCCAUCGUCUACCGGGCAAAGAACGGCCAUCUGACGGUGGAAUCGACAAGAACCAAGUCAAGAUGAUGAUGCAAUUAAUGUGGAACAACAAUGCUGCUCCUCUUAGUCUCAAACAGCCACGCUUGUUCUAUAAUCCUGCUCCAUGGCUGUUGCCAAUAACAGCCGAAUUUAUUCUUUUUGCAUCUUUAUGACACUGUAACACAAUUUAGUUCUGUAGAUGCUAAUAUUUUACAAUUACUGCCAAUACUUAAGCUGUAUAGAAUGCAAACACACUCAUAGCAGAGCCUAUUAUAUUGAAUAUCAGUGGCUCUGCUUGUUCUCUAAUAUUGUGAGUUUGAAUCAUCUUUAUGUGAACAAACCGUCUCAGAUUCAUGUACAUCGACCAUCUUAAAUAUGAAGAGAAAAGCACUUGUAAUUGAUUUUAUAUUAAAUGUAUUUGAAAUUUUGUCUAGAUUUUAAGAGUAGAGAAAGAUAUUAUUAUGUGUGCAGCCAUGACCAUAUGAAUGUUUAUAAAACCUCUCACAUGCUGUACCUUUACAUUAAAACAUAUUAAACCACAA